AUGCCCAGCCGGAGAGGAGGCGCCGCCGCCGGGGCGCCUUCGGAGCGCAGCCCGCUGCUCACCUACCGCCUGUGCAGCAGCACCUCCGUGGAAGGCGAGGCGCCCGGGGGGCCCAGGGCCGCCGCCGGAGGAGCCCGCAAGCUGCCCACCUUCCUGGGCGUGGUGGUGCCCACGCUCCUUUCCAUGUUCAGCGUGGUGCUUUUCCUGCGCCUCGGAUUUGUGGUGGGCCAGGCUGGAUUGUACCAAUCCCUGGGGAUGUUUGUUGUAGCGUACUUCAUCAUUGGCAUGACGGUCCUGUCAGUCUGCGCCAUCUCCACCAAUGGGGCCUUGGAUGCUGGUGGGGCUUAUUACAUGAUCAGCCGUGCCCUGGGGCCCGAGUUCGGGGGCAGCAUCGGGAUCAUGUUCUUCUUGGCCAACGUUUGCGGCAGCGCCCUCUACGUCUUGGGGCUGGUGGAAGCCGUCGUGGACGACUUCGGAGUCCCGGGAGAGAGCAGCGUGAGUAGCAGCGUCCACGUCCUGCCGAGUGGCUACUGGUUCGAGGUUCUCUACGGGACCGUGAUCCUGCUGCUCUGCCUCGUGGUGUGCCUGGUGGGCGCCGACAUCUACGCCAAAGCCACCUUCCUCAUCUUCGUCGUCGUCAUGGGCGUCCUGGGCACCGUCUGCCUCAGCUUCGUCCUGGUGGGGCCUCGCACCGUGCAGCUGCCUGGCAGCGAGGGUAACGGGACGGGCCUCGUCAACACCUCCUUCACCGGCUUCAGCCUCCGGACCUUACAGGGCAACCUCGCGGCCGGUUACACCGUGGAUUACACAACUGGACGCAUGAUGAGCUUCAGCACCGUCUUUGCGGUCAUGUUCAACGGCUGCACAGGCAUCAUGGCCGGCUCCAACAUGUCUGGGGACCUGAAGCGACCCAGUUAUUCCAUCCCCCGGGGCACCAUCAUCGCCGUCAUCUUCACCUACGUAGUGUACAACUUUCUGGCUGUCCUACUGAGCUGCACCUGUGAGAGGCUCCUCCUCCAACGGGACUAUGGCUUCCUGAAGGACAUCAACAUCUGGCCGCCUUUGGUCACCAUCGGGGUCUACUGCUCCACCCUCUCAGCCGCCAUGAGCAACCUCAUCGGUGCCUCCCGGAUCCUCUACGCUUUGGCCAAGGAUGACCUCUUUGGCAAUGUUCUAGCCCCAGCAAAGCAGACGUCCUCUGCUGGGAACCCGUGGGUGGCCGUGGUGCUGUCUUGGCUGCUCGUGCAGCUGGUGCUAUUCUCUGGGAAGCUGAACACCAUCGCUGCCAUAGUGACCAUCUUCUUCCUCUUGGUCUACGCCACUGUGGAUUUGGCCUGCCUGGCUCUGGAAUGGGCAUCUGCUCCAAAUUUCAGGCCCACCUUCCGGUACUUCACCUGGCACACCUGCGUCCUGGGCAUCGCGGGCUGCACCGUCAUGGUGUUCUUCAUCAGCCCCAUCUACGCCUCCGCCAGCGUGGCCUUCAUGAUCGUUCUCCUGCUGGCCCUCCACUACCUGUCGCCCAGCAGCAGUUGGGGCUACAUCAGCCAGGCCCUCAUCUUUCACCAGGUCCGCAAGUACCUGCUGAUGCUGGACAUCCGCAAAGAGCAUGUCAAGUUUUGGCGCCCGCAAGUGCUGUUGAUGGUCCGGAACCCGAGGACUUCUGUGCGCCUCAUCAGCUUCAUGAACGACCUGAAGAAAAGCGGCCUGUAUGUGCUUGGCCACGUCGAGCUGGAUGAUUUAGACUCGCUUCCAGCCGAUCCCCUGCCGGCCCAGUCCGACUCUUGGCUGCAGCUUGUGGACAGGCUGAACAUCAAGGCGUUCGUCAACCUGACCCUAUCUGACUCCAUCCGGCAUGGAACGCAGCAGCUCCUCUUCAUCUCUGGCUUGGGAGGCAUGAGGCCCAACACCAUCGCUCUGGGUUUCUACGACGACACACCAUCCCGGGACGGCCUAUCCCAACAUCCCGCCUUUAGCGGCAGCGUGGACACGGUCCGCCUCAAUUUCCCUCCCCUGCGGGACUCGGCGAGCCGCAAGCGGCUGUCCCCCCGCGAGUACGUGGCUAUUGUCGCCGACGCCGUGAAGAUGCAACGCAACGUUCUGCUGGCGCGGGCCUUCGACGACCUCAAGCUGCCCCAGGAGCUGGGGUGGCGGGCCCAGCCCCUCAUCGACGUCUGGCCCCUCAACCUCCUGCGCCCAGACAGCGCCCGCUACGUGGACACCUGCAGCCUCUUCCUGCUGCAGAUGGCGUGCGUCCUGGCCAUGGCCCGCUCGUGGCGCCGGGCCCGCCUGCGCCUCUUCCUCUGCGUGGAGAGCGGCACCCGCCCCCGCAGCCAGGAAGACAAGCUGCGGCAGCUCCUCAAGGACCUGCGUAUCCUGGCGGACAUUCACAUGGUGUCGUGGGACAACGUGGUGGCCCUCCAUUGGCACAGCCGUAAGGAGGCGGCGACCAACGCCACCCUCAACUUCCCCGGCAACGUAGCCUGCGUCUCGGACGACUACCUGAGCGCGGUCAAUCAGCUCAUCCUCCAGGAGAGCUCGGCCCCCACCGUCCGCUUUCUCUACCUGCCCCGGCCCCCUGCGGACACGAGCCUGUACCCGAGGUACUUGGAACAGUUGGAAGUGCUCACCCAUGGGCUGGGCCCCACCCUCUUGGUACACGGGGUGAGCGCGGUCACCAGCACGGAACUGUAGGCGUGAACUCGGUGCGAGGGAGCGGGCCGCGGUGACCGAUUUGAACACCCGUCGUGACGUAAGGUUGGUAAGUAGCCUGCGGACUAGCAUGGUAUUGAGAAGCAAAGCCGAGGUGAGCUGGAAUCGGCCAGGCUGAGCUCCCUGGUUGGCUUUACCCAAGCUAAGUUUGGUCUUUUUUCCCCAUGGGCCAAGGCGUGGGUGAGGCCUCACGCACGGCCAAGCCACCACCGCCGAGGGUGUUUAUCACAAAGUGUCCUUCACUUGCUCCGUUCCUUGGAGCCGGAAUUCUCUGCACGCUCCAGCAAAGGCGGGCCGCGGCAAGAUCGGAGGGACUCGAACUCAGCGCUGAGACUCUAAAUUCCCUUCUAUUGGCUAGGUGACUCCAGGGAGGGGUCAGUGGCCUCGGAAACUCUGCAGUGACCACCUUUCUUUUUAUAUGUCGAAAUGGGAGCAAAGUCCAAGAGGACACGUGUAGAAACGGCAAUAAAAUUGAAGUUGGGGUACAAUCAAA
Molecule: messenger RNA, 3202 nt
Organism: Heteronotia binoei (common prickly gecko)
Lineage: Eukaryota; Metazoa; Chordata; Lepidosauria; Squamata; Gekkonidae
Product: solute carrier family 12 member 9-like
Exons: 13
Coding region: 1-2691 (896 amino acids)
Biological process (GO): potassium ion import across plasma membrane; chloride ion homeostasis; potassium ion homeostasis
Cellular component (GO): membrane
Molecular function (GO): potassium:chloride symporter activity
Source: RefSeq, a predicted model, not a curated record